Hyposmocoma kahamanoa is the source of this 1844-nucleotide messenger RNA. RefSeq lists its product as uncharacterized. NCBI's taxonomy places the organism in Eukaryota, Metazoa, Arthropoda, Insecta, Lepidoptera, Cosmopterigidae. Bases 17 to 1723 code for a protein of 568 amino acids. The transcript has 7 exons. The record is from RefSeq and is a predicted model, not a curated record.
CAAAGGAAUAAAAUAUAUGACAAUCGAGGAACUUGUCAAAGAUUACCUAGAGUAUUCUGAAAAUAAUUUCGAUAUGGAAGGUCUAAGAAAUGGACAAAUAAUAAGAUUAAACAAAACUGCAAUUAGAAAUAAUAUUGCAACGAACAUCAACGAAACGUACGACGAAGGCAACGAACUCACGUACCUGCAUGCCGGAGAUUUGAUUGCAAAUGAUACCAAUAAUGAUAUUUAUGAAUUUGAUUACACUACGGAAACGCCGAAUGUACACACAAAUAUUUCAGAAGCCGCUGCAAAUAAAACAAAAACCAAGUUCUUGGAACUCUACAAUCUAUUGCCAGCAGUCGGGGCAAUCAAAAUAGUAAAACCCAUAAAUAAAACUAAGGAAUCGUGGUACGUCCCUGAGACGUACCCAUGUUGGGAGCUUCCUCUGUUAUAUGGAGAAAUAGUGAAAAAGAAUAUAUCUGAAGUAUUUACGUCAUAUCCGUUGUUUUUGAAGAACGUUAUCGACGAUCAUCCUGACGUUCAAAGACGAAGGGAUAGACUCCAAAAUAUCACCUACAACCGUGCCUCAAAAUGGUGUUCAAUUCUCCCCUGUCAUGGCGACCACACACUCUGCUUGUACCCUACAGAUAGGUAUUCAGUAAUAUGCAAUUCGUUCUACAAAGUCUACACUUUAAGACCAAUGCAGCAAGUCGCGUUGGUUAACACCAUCAACGCCAUGAGGAACCUCGUUGCACAGGGAACGCCGGACGAGUAUCCAUAUUUGCCACCCGCGGCUAAUAUGAAGCAGAUUAUUUAUAACAUAGAUUUGGAAGAAAUGGCAGAUAGGUGGUUAAAACAGUGCCUGCCGGGACCUGCACCGUGUUUAUCACUGGAAUCAAAACUAGUGUCUCAGCUGGAAUGCUUUAAACGAAUUGAGAGUUGCUGUUGGAGAACAGCUUGGUAUUCUAAUUGCAUACCACUUCCCGAGUGCUUUGUAGACCCAGUGGUGGGCUGUGUCCACGCGUGGUUCAUGAGUGCCGGCACACAUUUACAACCUAUGCACAUAGGUUGCGGUCAUAUAGAAAAAUAUACGUUUCAUACUAUACAGCUUAUUUGGGCCAACACGAAUAAGAUUGGAUGCGCAUACGCCAAGAAACGGUCGGGAGAAAUCCGAGUUAUAUGCAACUUUGCCCCCGGUGCCCCAUUUUACUUGGACACAAAAUACUAUUGCGGCAUAUUAAGGCAUAACAACAUGCGGCACUAUUUACCAGAUGGUGGCAUAACGAAUUUGACAUAUUUAAAAAAAUUGGGUUUUAUCCUACAACCUAUGAAAACGGCACCGAGGGACAAUAACAAUUUAACUGCAAAAAACAUGUCUUAUCCAGAAUGCAGCAGUAACUAUGAAUGGGGCAUUGUUGCUUUGAGACAGCAGUAUCCUACGAAUUGGGUUAGAAAUAAAUUGAACCUACACGAAAAUGGCUCUACUGGUGUUAUUGCAAGAUUGGUGACGAGGUACGACUUUCAAGAAGAAACCUGCGCACGCUGCGAUGUAGACGAACCAAUAUACGAAAUCGGCGCACCCGGAUCGCUUUGCAAAAAACAAGGAAACAGAUUUAGCUCGCUAUGUUACGAGUAUAAGGUUGCUACAGGGUACAGAAUCAUCUCAGUUCUUGCGCCUAUGAUUUUGUUGACUCUUAUAUUGUUCGAUUUGUUUAGUAGUGUUUUAAGGCAAUAUCAUUAGUGUAAAACACACAGGUAACAUGAUCAGUUUGCUCAUUUGAAAAAUCCUCUGAGACUGUUUCUUUCCGGCUUCUUCUUAACAUCCAUGGCAACAUAUAAUAUCAGUACAGAGUACUAAAAAA